Messenger RNA from Ruditapes philippinarum (Manila clam), 1655 nucleotides. RefSeq names its product beta-alanyl-dopamine/carcinine hydrolase-like. Bases 67 to 1257 code for a protein of 396 amino acids. Lineage: Eukaryota; Metazoa; Mollusca; Bivalvia; Venerida; Veneridae. The transcript has 2 exons. The record is from RefSeq and is a predicted model, not a curated record.
ACAAACAAAGUUUAAACUUUAUCAGUAUCAUGGUUUAAUUUGUGUCACAUAGUUUGAUUUCAAAAGAUGUCGUCGUCGUGUGAAUCUAUUCCCGUUCUUUAUAUAAAAGCAAACAAUAACUAUGACGUUGGUUAUAAAAUAGGACAGACAUUCAAACAUUUUAUACGGGAUCAUUUAACAUCAGAAACUGCCAAAUCUUUGUGGUCGUUUUACGAAUCUAAAGAUGGAAGGAAAAAGUACGCUGAUUCACUUGAAGCAACUCGGAAGAGUUAUCCAAAUAUCAUCGAGGAAAUUCAAGGAAUGGCUGACGGCUCGGAUGUUUCUUUUGAGAAGCUGUUUCUACAAGAUAUGGUUUCAGAAAUUCUACUUCACUAUUCCCACGUUUCAAAAGAUGUUGAUAAUACGGACAGAGAAGUUGCCGGAUGUACUGAUGUCAUGGUAAACACCGAGUCGUGCCGAUUGAUUGGCCAUAAUGAAGACUGGUCACCCGAAGUUCGAGAUGGAAUGUUUAUGGUGAAUGUAGACCUAGAUAAAGGUACACCUAGUGAAACAGUCAAAGGUAACAAGGAAGUAAACAAUGUCUUUGCAAGUAGAAACGAAAGGUACCUAGCGAAUAUGUUUCCAGGAUUUCUUGCUGGUAAUACAUUUUAUGUUAAUGAAACAUUUGCGGUUUCAGUUAACUCUCUUGUACCAGUUUCCGUGAAUGAGGGAGCCGUGCCUGUCGAUAUUCUACUCCGGGCUCUCAUUGGCUGCGUUAGUAUUGAAGAAUGUGUGACGGUGAUGAAGAACGAGCCGGUUGGAUGCUCGUUUGGAAUUAACUUAAACAUUGCUAGUAGACAGUCAGCAAAUAUGUGGUCUUUGGAGGUGUAUCCGGAUUAUGGUAAAACGUUGGUUAGUCUGAGGGAAAUACCAUAUUCAGAUAGUGCUGUUACAGACUCUUACUAUAUACAUACUAACCAUUAUAAACAUGUGGAAAAAGCUAAGGAAUCGCCAGUGUUAGAAGGGUCAAGGGCUAGAGAAGAAACCGCCGGGAACAUGCCCGUUCCAGCAAAAAUACAAGACGUGUGUUCAGUUUUAGGAGAUACAUCCAGCCAUAUAGAGCCUAUACACAGAGUGCCAGGAAAAAGUUUCAACAGAAAUAGUCGCACCACAACAAUCGCCUCGGCAAUAUUUGAUAUGAACAACGAUCUACUUCGAGUGUAUCUGAAUAACCCAAAGACUUCGAAAUAUCCCAGUCUGAAACUGCCAUUUGUAUAAUUAUUUCAAAAGCUGGAGUUGAAUUUAAAAGAAAAUAACAACUUCUGCACAAUUUAAAAGUCUGGGAACUUAAUUCUCUUAAGUUAAAAAGUCAAUAAACAAGAUUUGUCGCUUAAAAGAAAGAAGAAAAAAAACAACAGUAUUUAGUUUUGAAUGACUAUCUAUGAGAUAAAGUUAAAGAUUAUAAAUUAUUGUUAUCUUCAGACAGAUAAUUAUGCAGACAAGGUCAAAAAGACAAACAUUUAUUUAAUAUCAUCCUUUUUGAAGAAAGUGGAGUUUUACGUGAAUAUCAAGAUUUUCCGUUGGCAUUAUCAGAGUUUACAAAAAUAUACAUGUACUCUAGAAACUGUUAUCCGUAUAAUCAAAUAAAAUAUUACUAUGGGUUUUCAACCACCUAA